Dromaius novaehollandiae (emu) is the source of this 3612-nucleotide messenger RNA. Its product is annotated as scavenger receptor cysteine-rich type 1 protein M130-like. Lineage: Eukaryota; Metazoa; Chordata; Aves; Casuariiformes; Dromaiidae. Bases 1 to 3612 code for a protein of 1203 amino acids. Gene Ontology annotation, cellular component: plasma membrane. Gene Ontology annotation, molecular function: serine-type endopeptidase activity. The transcript has 13 exons. The record is from RefSeq and is a predicted model, not a curated record. Gene Ontology annotation, biological process: zymogen activation.
AUGCCCUACACCGGGAUGCCUCCCCGCAUGGUGCCCCAGCUGCUGUGGCCCACACCUGCCGUAGGGCAGUGCUGUACCAGGCUGACAUUUGCCAUCGCAGCCUACACGGGCUUCAGACUGGUGAACGGCAGCACAGAGUGCACAGGGCAGGUGGAGCUGGAGGCGCACGGCACCUGGGGCUCCCUCUGCGAUGCCGGCUGGGACAUGCCUGACACGCAGGUGCUCUGCCACCACCUCGGCUGUGGCUUUGCCACCUCCGUGUCCCACGGAGGGUGUUUCGGGACAAGGAGCGGCCCGCUGUGGCGGGACACUUUUCACUGCUGUGGGACCGAGUCCCACCUGGGAGAGUGCCCUGCCAUGGCGCUGGGGACCCCUGCCUGCUCGCUCGGCCAUGUUGCCGCAGUCAAUUGCUCAGGUGGUGCUGAACCCCUGAGGCUGGUGGAUGGGGAGAGCCGCUGUGACGGGCGCCUGGAGGUGGCCCUGGGUGGGGCCUGGGACCAAGGCCUGGCCCAGUGCAAUGCCACACUGCACAGCUCUGUGCCACCAGGCCGCACCCAGGAGACGGCGGUUGUGUGCUCAGGCGCGUGUGCCGGGAAGGGCCCCAGGGCACCACAGGGGCCCGAGCAGCUGCCCCAGCCUGGGCUGUCUCUGGCUGCAGGGAGACGACAGGUGCGGCUGGUGAGCGGCCCCAGGUUCUGCCCCAGCAGAGUGGAGGUCUAUGUCCAGGGGGCCUGGAGCUGCAUCUGGGACGCCGCCGUCGUCUGCCACCAGCUGGGCUGCGGUGAGGCCUUGGCAGUGCCCGGCUUGGCCCACUAUGGCCAGGGCUCUGGACCAGUGCUGGACAUUCAGGGGCUGGAUAUGGCCCUGCCUUUCUUCACAGCUCGCAUCCUGCAGUGCCCCCAGGGCUUUUCCACAUACACGGCCAUAUGCCAGGGCCCAAGAGCCAGCCCCACAGUGGGGAGUGGAGGCCAUCAGGGCAGGGAACAGCUGUGGGACAUAGCCCCCUGGGCCAACCUGGCAGGGCAGGCUGCACCAGGCACCCGUGGCAUCAUGCGGGGGCUCCACAUCCUCCUUUGUGGUCCCACAUGGGCACCCACAGGCACCGGGGAGCUGAGACUGGUUGAUGGAGGCAGCCGCUGCGCUGGCCGGGUGGAGGUGAAGCACGAGGGCCAGUGGGGCACCGUGUGCAGCUAUGACUUCAUCUGGGAUGUCCGCGGGGCCUCCGUGGUCUGCAGGCAGCUGGGAUGUGGCACCGUGGCCAGGACUUCCCCAUACACCCCAUUUGGGGCAGGGGCUGGCCGGAUUUGGCUGCAACCCUUCUUCUGCCGUGGCACCGAGACAGCGCUCCACCACUGCUCCCACUAUGGCUGGGGCCAGCACUACUGCGGACAUGACUGGGACGUGGGGGUGACAUGCUCAGGUGAGGGAUUAGGUGACUGUGCUGGGGGGCAGCCCUUUGGCUGCGCGCGGUUGGGAGCCAUUAUGGCCAUGCCCAGGGCCUCCCCACCAGGGACUCCCCGGGUGUGGGAGUGGCGCUGGAGGGCAGCACUCUCAUGCCCUGAGGGCACCUCUAAUGCAGAUGCUGUGGAGCUGAGGCUGGUGAAUGGAGGUGGUCCCUGUGCCGGCAGAGUGGAGGUGAAGCUGCGGGGCCAGUGGGGGACGGUGGCAGAUAAUGAAUGGGACAUGGAAGAUGCCGAGGUGGUGUGUCAGCAGCUGGGCUGUGGCUCAGCCAAAAGCGCCCAUGCCUGGAGCCGCUUUGGGAAAGGGUCUGGACCAAUUCAUCUGGCUGUCGUUGACUGUCGCGGGGAUGAGUCCGCCCUCUGGGAAUGUACUAUCAAGGGAUGGGAGCUGUACAAUGGAAGCCAUAGCUGGGAUGUUGGCGUGGUCUGCCAAGGGUUUGUGCAGCUGGUCGGUGGGGACAGCGCCUGCUCGGGUCGUGUGGAGGUCAGGCAGGGCCGAGGCUGGGCAACCCUCUGCAAGGCCCACGUGGACCUCAACGCUGCCCAUGUCAUCUGCAAGGAGCUGGGCUGUGGAGCCGCUCUGGCCAUCACUGGGGCAGCACACUUUGGGGCAGGAGCUGGGCCCAUCUGGGACGGGGGAUUUGAGUGUGCAGGCAACGAAUCCCUCCUGUCUGCCUGCACCCGCAGGCUGCCCCACGGCCAGGGCUGCACGCACACCAGUGACGCCGGCAUCAUCUGCUCCCGUGGCACUGAACCCCUGCGGCUGGUGGAUGGGGAGAGCCGCUGUGACGGGCACCUGGAGGUGGCCCUGGGUGGGGCCUGGGGCCGAGUCCUGCCACAGCAGUGGGAUGACAGCGGUGCCAGCGUGGUGUGCCGGCAGCUCCGGUGCGGCACGGUGCAGAAGGCCUACACCGCCCCAGUGCUGCAGCCAGGCUCGAGUCCCCUGGGGCUGAGCGGGCUCCAGUGUGCAGGCACGGAGACCCACCUGGCCCAGUGCAAUGCCACGCUGCCCAGCGCCGUGCCAUCGGGCCACACCGAGGAGGCGGUGGUUGUGUGCUCAGGGAGCCGGCGGGUGCGGCUGGCGAGCGGCCCUGGGCGCUGUGCUGGGAGAGUGGAGGUCUACGUGCAGGGGGCCUGGAUCCAUGUCUGUGAGGACGCCUGGGACCUCUGGGACGCCGCCGUCGUCUGCCGCCAGCUGGGCUGCGGCAAGGCCCUGGCAGUGCCCGGCUCAGCCCGCUACGGCCGGGGCUCGGGGCCAGUGUGGCUGGGCGCCGAGCUCACAGUCCUGCGGCUGGCGGGUAGCAGUGGCUGCACUGGGCGCCUGGAGGUCUUCUACAAUGGGACGUGGGGCAGCGUGUGCGCCAAUGGCACCAGCCCCGCCACAGCCGCCGUGGUGUGCCAGCAGCUGGGCUGCGGGGCCACGGGCCGACUGGCAUCUGCCCCAGCAACCACACAGGGCUCAGGCCCUGCGUGGCUGGCCUGGGUGCAGUGCGAGCUGGGGACCGACUCCCUCUGGCACUGCCCCUCGGCACCCUGGCAGCUGCAGCCCUGCGACUCCCCUGGGGACACCCACAUCACAUGUGCUCACAGGAGCCCCACAGCAGGUGCUGGGGCCAUGGCAGUGCCCACCAUCCUCUGCAUUGUCCUGGGCACUCUGCUCUGCCUGGCCCUGGGGGCCCUCGCUGUGCAGGCAUGGCGCGCCAUGGCUCGGCACAGAGGCCCUGGCAGAACUGGGGACACAAUCUCUGAAGCUGUCUAUGAGGAGCUCGACUAUACUCUGACGCCGGAUUACCAGGAGGUGCCCAGUGGCUCAGGCUCUCCAUCAGAAGGCUCAGCAGCAAAGCUGCCGUAUUACACCAGUGACAGCGUGGAGGUCAGCAGCCCCGCGACAGCAGCAGACACCCCUGCCCUGCCCAGGCAUGGCCCCCCGGAUGGGUAUGACGAUGCCGCGGCCGUGCUGCACCCGGGAGAGGCCGCUUCUCCAGGGUUGAGUGACGGAGAUGUCUCCGAGGUCACGGUGCUGGAAGCGGGGAGCCGGCCCUCGCUGAGCCACCUGGAGCUGCCAGGAGCCACGACAGAUGCACCAGCUUCAGCGCCCCGAGACAUGGGCUACGACGAUGUUGGUGUCAGUGGCCCCAGGACAUCACUGUAA